Molecule: messenger RNA, 1742 nt
Organism: Pistacia vera
Lineage: Eukaryota; Viridiplantae; Streptophyta; Magnoliopsida; Sapindales; Anacardiaceae
Product: oligouridylate-binding protein 1-like
Exons: 12
Coding region: 95-1339 (414 amino acids)
Cellular component (GO): cytosol
Molecular function (GO): mRNA binding
Source: RefSeq, a predicted model, not a curated record
CUUUCUCUUUUUUUAUUUAGUUUUAAUCUUCAUCUUCUUAACACUAAAUCUCUCGUUAAUCAAAUCUUUUUAAAAAAUCCACCUCUAGAAGAUUAUGCAGCAGCAGCAGAGGCUAAAGCAACAGACCAUGAUGCAGCAGUCUCUCUACCAGUAUCAUCCGGGUCUCUUAGCGGCACCUCAGAUAGAGCCUAUCUUGAGUGGAAAUCUGCCUCCUGGGUUUGAUGCAAGUACAUGCCGCAGUGUGUAUGUUGGAAACAUUCACCCACAGGUUACAGAGGCUCUACUUCAAGAGGUUUUCUCAAAUACUGGUCCCCUUGAAGGAUGCAAGCUCAUUAGGAAAGAUAAGUCAUCCUAUGGUUUUGUGGACUAUUUUGAUCGUAGAUCUGCUACUCUUGCUAUUGUGUCUCUCAAUGGAAGGCAUCUGUUUGGGCAACCUAUUAAAGUCAAUUGGGCAUAUGCUAGUAGUCAGAGGGAGGAUACAUCAGGUCAUCACAACAUUUUCGUUGGUGAUCUUAGCCCUGAAGUUACUGAUGCUACGUUGUUUGCAUGCUUCUCUGUAUAUCCUAGUUGUUCGGAUGCGAGGGUUAUGUGGGACCAGAAGAGUGGGCGUUCAAGGGGUUUUGGGUUUGUUUCUUUUCGGAACCAGCAGGAAGCCCAAAGUGCGAUAAAUGACUUAACUGGAAAGUGGCUUGGAAGUAGACAGAUUCGGUGCAACUGGGCUGCAAAAGGUGCUAAUGAUGACAAGCAAAGUUCAGACUCCAAAAGUGUAGAGCUGGCAUAUGGAACUUCUGAAGACGCUCAAGAGAAGAGUAAUGAUGAUGCUCCAGAAAGCAAUUCUCAGUAUACCACUGUCUAUGUUGGCAAUCUUGCUCCUGAGGUUACCUCAGUUGAUCUCCACCGGCAUUUCCAUGCACUUGGUGCUGGAGCAAUUGAAGAUGUUCGGGUGCAACGAGAUAAGGGUUUUGGUUUUGUAAGAUACUCCACACAUGCUGAAGCAGCUCUGGCUAUUCAGACAGGGAAUGCUCGGAUUCUCUGUGGGAAACCGAUCAAGUGCUCUUGGGGCAGUAAACCUACUCCACCAGGAUCCAGCUCAACCCCUCUUCCUCCGCCUGCUGCUGCUGCUGCACAUAUGCCAGGUCUUUCAGCGACUGAUUUUGCUGCCUAUGAGCGACAGAUGGCAUUGAGCAAAAUGGCUGGUGUGCCGUCCUUAAUGCAUCCACAGGGUCAGCAUGCCCUUAAACACUUGGGAAUGGGAAUGGGUGCUGCUGGAGGUAGUCAGCCAAUCUAUGAUGGUGGGUUUCAGAAUGUUGCAACAACCCAGCAGCUAAUGUAUUAUUAGUAAUAAUACAUGGAAAGUCCCUGUUACAUUGGUGGCAGUAAUAAGUAUUUAGAUAAGUUUAGGACUACGUUACCUCUUUUUUUUUCUCUUUUCUUUCCUCCCUUCUUGUAGGAUUGCUGUGUUUCUGUUACCAAAUUUGUCGUGUACGUGUCUGUAUGGAUAGUCUCUUUGUGUCUUUUCUUUCCUUUUAACAUUUUUUGUUUUUUGUUUUCUGGGGCAUGGUUAUAUAUGAACGUUGUGUUAUGUACUUUUGAACACUUUAUCUUUGCCGGGCAUAAUACUUUCUACAUGAAAUGUUUUUGCAAUUGUAAGAACGACAUGUGCCCAUUACUGUAUGCUACUUUGCAUCACAGAUGAUAACUUUGGGUUAAGAUUUGGAAGAAGCAUCUUCUUUUAAACUGGA